Molecule: messenger RNA, 2783 nt
Organism: Mugil cephalus (flathead mullet)
Lineage: Eukaryota; Metazoa; Chordata; Actinopteri; Mugiliformes; Mugilidae
Exons: 2
Coding region: 661-2109 (482 amino acids)
Biological process (GO): bicellular tight junction assembly; cell adhesion
Cellular component (GO): plasma membrane; bicellular tight junction
Molecular function (GO): structural molecule activity
Source: RefSeq, a predicted model, not a curated record
GAUUUUGCAAAAAAAUAACUGUUCAACAAAUAUCCUUCCUCAAAAAAGUGCAAAUACUGACCAACUGCGAAGGUUUUGUGGAUGCGGCUUUGCUGAUGCACCAGAAAUCAAGAAGGAAUAUUGGUCAAGGUAAGCAUCAUUACACUCCCUGAAUUCUGCGACAUCCUGUGUUUGGUUACAUACGUCUACAAAUAAAACGGUACUGAAACUGAGAUUGUGACAGAGCAUUGGAAUUUUCCAUUGGCAUUACUGCUGAUCACUUGGUAAGUCCCGAAUUGCAUAAUUAGUAUCUUCCAAGCAACUAACCGAUGCCUAAUUGGUGACUGACUUUAAAUUACUGUUUAUUUUACAUCCCGUUCAAAACAAACACUUUGCCUCUGUGGAAUAUUUCUGUGAUUUGGUCUCAAGUGUGUCCUAAACUCUGCUGUCCAUUCCACUGGUUCUGUGAAAAAGUCUGGUUGGGCAAGAUUGCAGCAAACGAGUUUCGGCUCGGAGGCAACACUAGAAGACUCCUCCUCUGAAUUCUCAUUCAACAACAAGGGCAGUCAGGAAGGAUUCAGGAAGUCGCUGUCGACUCUGAGUGGGUGGGUCUCACAGAUAAAUUUCAGUCCCCAAGAGCGGACCGUUUUACUUCUUUGAAGAGAUCGACAGAGCUACAGCAUGGUGGCUGGAAGGAGACAGAUCCUGGGUAUGGCCCUGGCCAUCAUCGGCUUCUUGGGCAGCAUCGUCAUCUGCGCCCUCCCCAGCUGGAAGGUCACAGCGUUCAUUGGGGCCAACAUCGUCACCUCUCAGGUCAUCUGGGAGGGUCUGUGGAUGAACUGUGUGACACAGAGCACAGGCCAGAUGCAGUGCAAGGUCUACGAUUCUCUGCUGGCCUUACCUCGAGACCUGCAGGCCGCCAGGGCGCUCGUUGUCAUCGCCAUCAUCGUCGGGGUCGUUGGGAUCUUGCUGGGCGUGAUCGGGGGCAAGUGCACCAACUUUGUGGAGGAAGAAAGGCAGAAGAGCAAGGUGGCCAUCGCCGCUGGAAUUGCCUUCCUCAUUGCAGGCCUCAUGGUGCUCAUACCCGUCUGCUGGUCCGCAAACACCAUCAUCCGUGACUUCUACAACCCACUCCUGACCAACCUUCAGAGGUCUCCCCUUCUCCUCGACGCCAUGGCCUCGCUGGGGAUGCAGAUGUUGGCCAGCGCUCUUUGCCUCCUGGGCUGGGCCAUGGUCAUCAUCUGCUGCAUGCUCCCCAUGUGGAGGGUCACGGCCUUUGUGGGCAGCACCAUCGUCACCUCGCAGACUAUCUGGGAAGGCAUCUGGAUGAGCUGCGUGGUCCAGAGCACGGGGCAGCUGCAGUGUAAACCAUACUUCUCCCUGCUUUCUCUCAGCGCUGACCUGCAGGCCGCUAGGGCUCUCACGUCCAUUGCGAUCGUUACAGGCGCCGUGGGCCUCAUUCUCGCCUUCAUCGGAGGAAAGUGCACUCGCUUCUUGGACGAGGACCGACCUGGGCUUAAGGGAAAGGUGGCUGUGGCAGCGGGGGCUGUGUUGAUAUUCACGGGACUGCUCUGUUUGAUUCCCACCGCAUGGGCAGCCGGGGCAGUAGUGAGGAACUUCUACAGCGCAUCCAUAGAUGCUCAGCGCAGGGAGAUCGGAGCCUGUCUCUACAUCGGCUGGGGAGCGUCCAUACUGCUCUUCCUGGGCGGCGGUCUGUUCAUCAGCUCAGCAUGCCCCCUCAAAGCCCAUGAAGACGACAAGAGCCCCUCUGUCCGCUACCUGGUGGUCCGCUCCUCCAACGGAUCCAGCCAGGCGGGCUCUCAUCGCACCCGGGCACCCACGGCAAGGUCUCAGCCCGUCAGGUCCCAGAGCCGAGAGGGACUGACCGCGAAGUCUCCACAGAGACCCCCGUGGGAGGAUGCGCCUGAGCCGGUCUUCAGGGAGGAGUCCGAAAACUCCUGGGCGCCCUCGUCAAAGUCGCAGAUGAAAAGACCGGAGUCGACGAAAUCUGAGAACAGCGAGGCACCGUCGACAAAGUCUCAACUCAAACGAGCAGAAAUGGAAGAGGUUUUGUCAGCGACCAGUGACAAUGAAGAUGCAUCCUCAAACCCAGCGAAAACAUACCUGUAACAUGAGUACAUACACAGCAUCGACAUAAAUAUGUGUAUUUAAGUUUAAACACACAGUACAGUUAAUUGUAGAUAGUAGUAUAAGUGUGUGUAUAUAUAUUUGGCUAUAGUUUACUGUUUAUAAUAUUGAGGUUUCAGUUUGGGUUUACUUCUUGAUGUUUUGUUUCUAAAGAGCAACGGGGAAAUGACUGACUACAUGAAUCGAUAUGAAGGAGAAAUUUAGCUUUUAAUGUGUUACAUGUGUUAAAACUGAGCUUUAAACCAAACGUAUAAAGCAAGUGAAGGAUGCUAUUAUUUAUCUUAUUUAAACUGUGUGAACUUUAUUCUCAUUCAUUCUCACUGUAAAUGUGAUGAUUGUGACAUUGCUAUCAACUUCUGUUUUUAAUGUUUAGUGACAGAUAGUGUUAUCUGUCUGCGUCAAGAACUUUACCUCCGACACUGAAGGCUUUUGUUUAUGCUGGACACAAACUGUAGCAACACGAAUGCAACACGAGUGACCAAGUAGCUAGAUAAUUAAACAGUUUACAAAUUUUUCGUUGUAUGAGAUUAUGGAUCUUUUCUUUUUUUUUGCUGUUUUUUUUUAAUUGUUUCUGCAAAGAAUAGGAUCUUUGUCGUCCUAUUUGUGUUUCUGACAGAUUUUUGUACAUUUACCUUUCAAUAAAUAAUCAGACAAGC